This is a messenger RNA of Chrysochloris asiatica (Cape golden mole), 2059 nucleotides long. RefSeq names its product WAP, follistatin/kazal, immunoglobulin, kunitz and netrin domain containing 2 (gene WFIKKN2). The coding region runs from base 119 to 1840 and encodes 573 amino acids. The transcript has 2 exons. Gene Ontology annotation, cellular component: extracellular region. Gene Ontology annotation, biological process: negative regulation of transforming growth factor beta receptor signaling pathway. Gene Ontology annotation, molecular function: transforming growth factor beta binding; serine-type endopeptidase inhibitor activity; receptor antagonist activity. The record is from RefSeq and is a predicted model, not a curated record. Lineage: Eukaryota; Metazoa; Chordata; Mammalia; Afrosoricida; Chrysochloridae.
AAAGCCUGCUGGGGUAGGGAGGGGCAGGGGUCUCCAGCCCCUGGAGCAAGAGAAGACCUUAGUGGGUUGGGCCCUGGCAUUGUCACAGGGGAGGUUGCUGGCCACCACAGACCACACCAUGUGGGCUCUGGGGCGUCGCCGGUUCCGGUCCUGCUGGGGGCAGGUGGCCGUGCUGCUGCUGCUGCUCGGGGUACCUCCUCAAGGUGGGGCACUGCCGCCCAUCCGCUAUUCCCACGCGGGCAUCUGCCCCAACGACAUGAACCCCAACCUCUGGGUGGACGCCCAGAGUACCUGCAAGCGGGAGUGUGAGACGGACCAGGAGUGUGAGACGUAUGAGAAGUGCUGCCCCAAUGUGUGUGGGACCAAGAGCUGUGUGGCAGCCCGGUACAUGGACGUGAAGGGGAAGAAGGGUCCAGUGGGCAUGCCCAAGGAGGCCACGUGCGACCAAUUCAUGUGCCUGCAGCAGGGCUCCGAAUGCGACAUCUGGGAUGGCCAGCCCGUGUGUAAGUGCAAAGAUCGUUGCGAGAAGGAACCCAGUUUCACCUGCGCCUCAGAUGGACUCACCUACUACAAUCGCUGCUACAUGGAUGCGGAAGCCUGCUCCAAGGGCAUCACGCUGACCGUCGUCACCUGCCGUUACCACUUCACCUGGCCCAACACCAGCCCCCCGCCACCCGAGACCACCGUGCACCCCACCACGGCCUCCCCGGAGACCCCUGGAGUGGACAUGGCAGCCCCGGCCCUGCUCAACCAUCCUGUACACCAGUCGGUCACUGUGGGCGAGACCGUGAGCUUCCUCUGUGACGUGGUGGGCCGGCCCCGGCCUGAGAUCACUUGGGAGAAGCAGCUAGAGGAUCGGGAGAAUGUGGUCAUGCGGCCCAACCACGUGCGUGGUAACGUGGUGGUCACCAACAUCGCCCAGCUGGUCAUCUACAAUGCCCAACCACAGGAUGCUGGCAUCUACACCUGCACGGCCCAGAAUGCUGCUGGGGUCCUGAGGGCCGACUUCCCCCUGUCAGUGGUCAGGGCUGGCCAGGCCACAGCCACCUUGGAAAGCAGUGCCAACGGCACAGCCUUCCCGGUGGCAGAGUGCUUGAAGCCACCCGACAGUGAGGACUGUGGCGAAGAGCAGACCCGAUGGCACUUUGACGCCCAGACCAACAACUGCCUGACCUUCACCUCUGGUCACUGCCACCACAACCGUAAUCACUUUGAGACCUAUGAGGCCUGCAUGCUGGCCUGCAUGAGCGGCCCACUGGCCGUGUGCAGCCUGCCUGCCCUGCAGGGGCCCUGCAAGGCCUAUGCGCCUCGCUGGGCCUACAAUGGCCAGACGGGCCAGUGCCAAUCCUUUGUCUACGGUGGCUGUGAGGGUAAUGGCAACAACUUUGAGAGCCGAGAGGCCUGUGAGGAGUCCUGCCCCUUCCCUCGGGGGAACCAGCAUUGCCGAGCCUGCAAGCUGAGGCAGAAGCUCGUUACCAGUUUCUGUCGGAGUGACUUUGUCAUCUUGGGCAGAGUGUCUGAGCUGACUGAGGAACCUGAGAUGGGCCGUGCCCUGGUGACGGUGGAUGAAGUCCUCAAGGAUGAGAAGAUGGGACUCAAGUUCCUGGGCCGGGAACCACUGGAGGUCACUCUGCUCCACAUAGACUGGGCCUGCCCCUGCCCCAAUGUGACGGUCAGUGAGACACCACUGAUCAUCAUGGGUGAAGUGGAUGGUGGCAUGGCCAUGCUCCGUCCCGACAGCUUCGUGGGAGCGUCCAGCACCCGGCGGGUCAAGAAGCUUCGUGAGGUCAUACACAAGAAGACCUGUGACGUCCUCAAGGAGCUCUUGGGGGUGCACUGAGGACCCCAGCCCACCCUGCUCCUCUCCCACCCUGGCCCUCCUUCAUCGACCCACCCCAAAUCCCCACAGUCAGAAAACUGGGCAAGAUCAGAUUAGGCAGGCUUGUGGUUAACAGGAAACAUCAACCAACAUCAGAAAAAUGCCACCAGAGGGUCCAAAUCAACUUCUAGUUUAGAGGCUCAAUAAAAGGUCCACAUCUUUUUUAGCUGAGGGGACAAA